Molecule: messenger RNA, 642 nt
Organism: Trypanosoma theileri
Lineage: Eukaryota; Euglenozoa; Kinetoplastea; Trypanosomatida; Trypanosomatidae
Exons: 1
Source: RefSeq, a predicted model, not a curated record
AUGAUAAUGAUGAUGGGCCGUGUGAUGUGUGUGUUGGCCGUUGUGCUGUGCUGCGCCUGCGGGUAUACCAUGACGGCUGCUGCUGUUGUUGAUAAUGACAGUCCCAGUGGCCGUGGUGUAUCCCGUGGGGCUGUGGAGGUGUCGUGCGGGGCCGGCGGUGCGCUGCGUGUACGCCCCGCUGCUGAGAGCGAGUGGCUUACAUGCGGUGCGGGCAGCCGUGUGUCUGCAUGUGGGAAGUUCGCAGACCUCUGCCGCCAGCGUACCGCAAGGGUAAAGUAUUACGCAGCUACAACAGCGGCUGCUGAUCCAAACGAUUCCUCUUCUGAAUCUGAAAACCCAGUUGAUGCCUCCUCUGAAUCUGAAAAACCAGUUGAUGGCUCCUCUGAAUCUGAAAAGUCAGGUGGUGCCUCCUCUGAGUCUGGUAAAGCAUAUGGUUCUUCUGAAUCUGAAAAGUCAGUUGGUGCCUCCUCUGAGUCUGGUAAAGUAUAUGGUUCUUCUGAAUCUGAAAACCCAUUUGGUGCCUCCUCUGAGUCUGGUAAUGCAUAUGGCUCUUCUGAAUCUGAAAAGCCUGUUGAUGGCUCCUCUGAUUCUGGUAAUGGGUAUGGUUCGUCUGAAUCUGAAAAGUCAGGUGGUGCCUCCUCU